GAAGCUUUCAUUUUCAUUCCAUCGAGCGCUCUAGAAAAUGCCGAUUCUCUCUCCGCCGACAUCACUCCGCGCGCCGCCGCCGCCACCGAGCUCGGCAGUCCCUCUGCUCUUCUCCUCCUCCUCCUUCCCCAUCUCCCGCUCUCCGUUCUCCGCUUUCCACUUCGAAGCCAAUCGCGCCUCGUCUCCUCCAAUCGAUCUUGGCCGUCCGUUCCCGCCGUCCCCUCUAAGCCCCACCGCUCGGCCCCGCCGCCGCCGCCGCCUCGGGGCUGCCCGUGUUCCGCCUUCGCCGCCGGAGCCCGGUCCUCCGCCCGAAAAUGGCUCUCGUCGGUUCAGAAGCGUUGCAGCAUCUUUAUCUAGACUUCAGGACAGUGUGCAGAUUUUCUUUGCAGUUCUUUUCUGGAUGUCUCUGUUUUUCUGGGCCUCUGCAUGGGACAGGAGAAAUAGACCAAGCAAAGGAUCAAGAUCUAGAAGAUGAUCUAGUUAGUUCUGCUUUGUACAUAGUAAUUGCAAGUGGAGCGAUACUUAGAAUUUAGGAUAUGAAUGAUAUUCAAAUAGAUGGUGGACACCGUUCCUAUUUUCUUAUUACUUAAUAUAUCCAGGUUCUGUAACAAUUGCAAUCACAAAACUUAUGCAACACAUACAUUCAAUUUGGCAGGAUUUAGGUUCAUUUGAUUAUCUUC
This is a messenger RNA of Syzygium oleosum, 680 nucleotides long. RefSeq names its product proline-rich receptor-like protein kinase PERK2. The record is from RefSeq and is a predicted model, not a curated record. The transcript is spliced from 2 exons. Bases 38 to 475 code for a protein of 145 amino acids. NCBI's taxonomy places the organism in Eukaryota, Viridiplantae, Streptophyta, Magnoliopsida, Myrtales, Myrtaceae.